GAAAAAAUUAAAAAUUGCUGAAUUUCGAUAAGGAGGCCUUAUCGAUUCAAAAUUGUAUUUGAUAAGACAAUAUAAGAAUGUUUGCUCAAUAAAGUGGUGGGAGUGACUAAAAUACCUUGCCUUUUUUUAAAUCAAUAUUUACAUCAUACAUGCGCAGUUGACAAUUGAAUUGACAUGCGCUGUAAACAAAGCUGACCUAUCUAGGUGUCUAUUUCUUUUAGGCUUAAGAAUAGAGUUCAUUUUUGCUACGCAAUAACAAUUAACAGUAGCUGCUCAGAACUGCUUAACGCUGUCAAAGCGCUGCAACCUUGGACAAGGAAGUUAGAAAGAUUUUAUGUAGUAUCCGUUAGGGUGUUGCAAGGGAGGGUUGUGAAUAUGACUGGGGUGGAUGAAAUAUUAAAUUAUGAAAAGAGUUCUGAUGAUGAUUUCUACGGCGUGCUGGGCUGCGACGAAACCUCUACAGUGGAGCAAAUUACUGCUGAAUACAAAGUGAGGGCCUUGCAAUACCACCCAGAUAAGAAUGGUGGUGAUAAAGAAGCAGAGGCUAUGUUCCAGAAGCUAAAGGAGGCAAAAGAAACAUUAUGUGACCCCAGCAGGCGUUGUCUGUAUGAUAAAUGGAAGAACAGCGGAAUCUCAAUGGGAUAUAAGCAGUGGCUGGGAAUGAAAGAGCAUGUGCAACAGUCAAUGCACUGGUCUAAGCCCAAAACCAAGGACCGCAUGCUAGAAGAUGACUCCGCUAGAUCAUCUGGACCAUCCAGCCUCGGUCCAACAAAUGCAGCUGCUCGCAGGGCCUCAGAGGGUGGAGCCAAUCUGUGGGGACGCUUUGGUGCGGGCAACCAGGAACCGCCAUCUGACGUCGUUUCGAAAUUUCGCAACUAUGAAAUUUAAAUAACACAGUUUCCACUGUGAAUUAUUAUGUUUUACAAUGCUUUAUUAUUUACAUUAUAUAAUUUAUUUUUAAGAUACAAAUAUUUGUGUUGUAAGACUAUCACGGUCGCAGUAACUUAGUGAUUAGUUGAUAGAUUAUAGCUUAAUCUUAAGUCAGGUCAGCUCGGAACGGCAUUUCUCGAAUGUUGCUCGAUGUUUUGGUGUUUAGUAUUUUCAAUGUUUUUAUUAAUGCUCGGUGUUAGAUGGCCCUGUUAAAGAUAUCUGAAUGUUUUAGAUAACCCUUAGCUUUAAGCUCUGCACAUUCCUUAUAAGUCUGAUUAUGACAUUCAACUAUUCCGACAUAUUAUUAUCUAUAUAAGAAUCUUUUAUAUUUUGAGAAUUUAUAUUUUUACCCUCUUUUUAUGACUAUUUUAUUACUAAUAAUUGUAUUACAAUUCCUACUGGUUGGAGAUGGGCAUGAUAUGAUGUUGUGAUUUUACAGGGUAUUGCGAUGAUGAGGAAGAUUGGAUUAUGUUUGACAUAAUAAUAUAUUCUCUUUUACAUUGUUUUUUUAUUUUUUUUUAAUAUAAGUAUAUUUUAAUGAUCCUAUAUUGAUGUUGUCUUCCUUACUAGAGUUUAUUAAAAUAAGAUCAAUUUAACAGUAUUUAUGUGUUUGAUAUUCAUUGAUGUUGUUAUAAAUGUUAGGUAUUUAUGUAUUCAAAGAACAAUCUAGAUGUCUCAAAUAGUCUCGAUGAAUCUCAUAUGUAAUUUGUUUUAUCUGGAUCAAUAAAGUGAUGAAAAUGCA
Messenger RNA from Leptidea sinapis, 1672 nucleotides. RefSeq names its product J domain-containing protein (gene jdp). Gene Ontology annotation, cellular component: cytoplasm. The record is from RefSeq and is a predicted model, not a curated record. The coding region runs from base 376 to 888 and encodes 170 amino acids. NCBI's taxonomy places the organism in Eukaryota, Metazoa, Arthropoda, Insecta, Lepidoptera, Pieridae. The transcript has 3 exons.